UGGCAGGCGAGGCCAGGGGAGAUGCAGUGAGGCGCGGGGCACUUUUCCAACAGCUCCUCCGCCGGGAGAGCCAGUGGCACGGCGCGGCGCGGCAGCGGCCGCUCUCCCGGCUCCCCGGAGGAGAAGCAGCCCUGACGCCAUGCAGCGAGGCAGGGUGCGGGCGGCGCUGGCGGCGCUGCUGGCGCUGCUCUGCGCCGCGCUGCUCCCGCUCCGCCCGGAGGCCGCCAGGGCGCACAAGCAGCGGCCAGCGCGGACCCGCAGCUGCGGCGAGCGGCCCGAGGAGCUGCUGGAGCAGCUGUACGGGCGGCUGGCGGCGGGCAUGCUCAGCGCCUUCCACCACACCCUGCAGCCCGAGCCGCCGGGCCGCCAGCACAACGCCAGCUGCCCCGCCGGGGCGCGGCCGCCCGCGGACAAGAGGGUCCGGCUCCCCGUGAACCUGCGCAGCGCAUCGCCCUGGGCGUACAGGAUUUCCUAUGAUCCCACGAGAUACCCCAAGUACAUUCCCGAAGCCUACUGCCUGUGCAAAGGCUGCCUGAUGGGGAUCUUUGGCGAGGAGAGCCUGCACUUCCGCAGCACCCCGGUGUUCAUGCCCACCGUCAUCCUGCGCCGCACGCCCGCCUGCGCCGGGGGCCGCUACGUCUACACCGAGGAUUACAUCACCAUCCCCGUGGGCUGCACCUGCGUCCCUGAGCAGGAGAAGGAAGCAGAGAGCGCCAAUUCCAGCAUAGAUAAGCAAGAAGUGAAGCUGUUGGUGGGCCAGAACAAGCCCUCAUCGGAAUGAAGAAUGUAUUAAAAGCCAUGUUUCAGUACUGGCCUCACAUCAUCACCUCACCACCUCAGGAAACUGCACUGCAGCAGCAAACGCACUCAGUCACCCUCUUUUUCUGCUUACAGUUAUUUCAGAUAUAAGAUGGAAAGUCCAAGUCAGAUCAUUAGAGGUGGCAUUUCAUUCAAAUUCUUUAGUUCAUGUAAACUCAUUGUUCAUUGCUGCAAACUCCAUAGUAGCUUUUUUUUUUUUUUUUUUUUUUUUUUUUUUUAAGAGCAGAACAUUUUAUCUUUGCUUAUUCACAGUAAAUUUUAGAAGAUGAUGCAACUGUAAGACAUGGUAGCUACUACUAUAGCAGGCUACUGGUUGUAGAUAUUUUUAAGGAAUCUCUUAUAUUCUACUUUUAAGUGCCCUUAUAUAAAAAUCACAUAGCCACCUAAAAAUCAACAGUUAAAAGGAAAAUUUCUCAGGCUAGGAGAGCCUCCCUUUAUACUGCAUAAACUCCAAGCUUUGCCUCUGAGCUGUUAACCCCUUGACUAAUUUAUACUCUACAGCAAGGAAACCUUUGCUGAGUUGGAGUCAUUCAUGAAGCAAUUUUCUAUGCACUUGCUAUUUUUAAACUUGCCAAAUUGCUAAGGGUACAAAGGUGUUGAGAAAAAACAUGCUAGAAUAUUGUAAAAAUGCAGACUUUCUUGAUGUGGCCUAAGUCUAAUUAACAGAAUUAUCUAACAGAAAAUAUCAAUUAGGAGAAACACAGUUUGGGUCCCAGUAAUUCUGUAUUUGAUUUCAUCCAUCACUGACUGCUUAACUUCCUUGUGAUGAAACUGUGUACCAUGCAGCUGAAAGGUCAAAACCUUUUUCAUUUUAGGAGAGGAGAUUCCCUGCUAAAAAGUAAGUCCCAAGGAUGGGCUUCACCCCAGGUGCACUGCAGGUGAGCAAGCAGGCCAGGUCUUAACUUCCAGAUCCUACAAGAGGCCGUUGAGUUGAGUCCCAGCCAAUCCAAACUUGUUAAAUCCAACUGGUUUUUACAAUUACUGUUACUAAUUUCUCCUUAUGCUACAUGUAACAGAUGAUCACCUGCAAAAGCUGAUGCUCUGUGGAUGGGCAGCCUUCCAUCUAUGCAGCCUACUGCUGAUGGAACUUGAUGGCAGGCCCUCACCAGAAACCCUGCAAACACCAAAACUUGCAUUUCCAGAAGAGGAGACUGAAGUUGACUAAGCCUAGUGAAUGAGAAUCAGGAAUGACCAAGCAUGCCUUGCACAAACAUAAUUCCUCAGAGGGCCACGCUUGCCAAAAUGGAUAAACCUCCGAAUGCACAACAGAGAGUCUCUUUCCCAGCUGAAAGAUCAUGACUGCAAUAUCUUUACAGAGUAAACAUCAUAAGCAGCAAUAUAUCUGCUACAUCACAAGUCUCAAAAUUUGCCUUAGUUCAUAGCAGAGAAAACCCCUACACUACAUAGGUGCACUCUUCUUUGGAGUGUUGUUGCGUGAAGAAUGGAUGGACUAUGAGCUAAUCAUAAUUAACAAGUUGAUUCUCUAAGAGAAUAAAAGUCAUAUGAUAACUCUGUGUCUUGGUGCAUAAUUAUUGACUGUGCUCUCUCUGACUCAGUCUAGCAUAACAGUAUUUUUGCAGCACAAUCUGUGAAACUUCUUACAAAGCCUAAAACAACUUUAAGAACUCCAGAAACGAAUAAAGAUUCCCAUCAUGAUGUUAGAUUGAAGUUUGUAGCUGUGUUUUUUGUGCAGGUGCUUUUCCUCAAUUCUCCUUGUCUUUAGAUCUGUGUUUCCUGGAUUGUGAUGCUUCUCUCUCAAGGGGAUCCUCCAAGUGAGUUCAAAGAUGGUCAUAAAAUGUUUAUACUACUCAGAGAACAGCUAAUUGCCUGGCUGUUGCUAGCAAUUAUAGGUAGUUACCUUUUCCCCAGAGAAUGUAAAUACUUGCAGCAGUUACAACCUCUUUUCCUUCCCCCCUAAUGUGGAGGAACGUCUCACCUUCUGAGCAGUGGGAAAUGGAAACCAGAGGGCUCAAAAGGGAGGGUGACCCUGGAGAAAAACUGGAAAAACACCACACUAGGUGAUGUUUCCAUAGCCUAAUGCCUUCCAGUUUCACCAUUACAUUGUGAGGUUUUUCUCCACAGAUACACUUAAGGCAGUGUGAAGUUAAACCUUCAGACUCCACAGCAUAGAAAGCAAAGUCUUCACCCUAACAGGCAAUAAAAUGACCCCAAACAACAACAGCAAAAUGUCCAACCAUGCAGCACCUGACAUUUUACUGAAUACCUGGAGGGGCUACCAGCUAAGUCCGGCCGAACACGGCCCUCCAGCAGAACUCACUGUCUGCCCACUUUUGUUACACAAAUUUGUCUGCAACAAAUUAGUUAUUAGAGCACAUGGAUAUAUUUGAUGUGGAAGGAAAAAAAAAAUCUCCUUUUUUUGCAAUUCUCUUAUCCUCCAGACAUAAGUUAUCGCAUCAUUUUGAGGUUUUCAAGUAACUAGAGUUAGAGGGAAUUCCUGGGAGGUGCAAGCUAAAAUCAUGGAAAUGGAACAUAAUCAGUUUCUCCAAUCCAGAAAAGUAGAUGCUUUAGCUUAUAGAAAGUUUCAGAUACUUGAUGACUGAAAGUAUUUGAGAACUGCAAAAUCUCCAUGAUCAACAGAGCGGUUGUGUUGGCGACCUCCUUGUCACACUGCAACAAGUGCAGAAAGCUUCCCAUGGUUCAGUCAUCUCUAUGUUGUUUUGUUCAGAAGCCCAUUUUCCCUUCUUAACCCUCCUUUUCCUCUGUGACAGACUUUUUAGCUGAGCCAAUUUGCUUCCUCAUCCAGCUUUCCAGUUAGGUGUCUCUUAAAAGCUGUUUAUGUUUUAGCACAAGCUAACUGUUUGAUAUUUUGUUAGUGAACCACUGUUUGUUAAUACUUAACAUCAAGAGCUGUUAGCUACAGAAACACUUACUGGCCUUCAAAAUAUCCUUCCAUAUAUCCUUUCUCUCCACAUUACUCAUGUGGGAAAGGUUGAGUGUUAAAUGUAGUUUGCAUUUGUUUGGAAUUGUUUUUUUUAAAAGAGGUCAUCACAUCAUGGAUUUAUAUCAGUUUCACUUCAAAUGUGGUGUGACAUUUUCCAGCUUCCAGCCCUCUGGUUACAGCUGCCGCAGCCUUGCCUUUAAUUUGCACGGGGGAGGGAGUGUUCACUGGAGUUGCUUCAAGGCUACACAAACUGUUGACAGAAGGCAGACAUGAAAUGCCUCACUGAACCAACUCCAGGCCCAGUAAAUGCAAACAAUUCAAAGCUAGAACUAUCUGGCAGCUGCAGCUGAUUUGAGAAAAUUUUUUGUUGUGCCAGGAAAAUCUUUUCCUUCAACAAGGUUGUCCCUGGAAUACAUUAGGAGCCACAAAACACAGAACAAUAUCCUUGGUAAAGAGAUUAUUUUCUUGUCUGUAGUAUAACUUAAGGUAGUUUGGAAAAUUCCUAUCAUUCAGGAAAGGCUGAAGAAAGCCUGAGAUGCUAGUUUUGGAUUUACUUGCCAGUCGUCACCUGAAGGUGUCUGUCUGAAUAGGUGAAGAUCUACAGCUAGAGGUAAACGUGGAAUUGCAUGGGGGAACAUGAACAUGAAAGCAGCAGGAGGAAAAGGGGAAAAGGCUGUGAUGUGCUCAGCAAGUAUAAACACCCAUCAAUCUCGCUGGGACUAGGCAACAGCCAUGACUGCCUGGAGUAGGUUAAAGAGGCUGUAGCACAAAUGACUGUGCAGUCAUAAACGCCACUGGAAAAG
This is a messenger RNA of Oenanthe melanoleuca, 4524 nucleotides long. It is a transcript of the gene IL17D, whose product is annotated as interleukin 17D. Lineage: Eukaryota; Metazoa; Chordata; Aves; Passeriformes; Muscicapidae. The coding region runs from base 140 to 781 and encodes 213 amino acids. Gene Ontology annotation, biological process: inflammatory response. The transcript is spliced from 3 exons. Gene Ontology annotation, molecular function: cytokine activity. Gene Ontology annotation, cellular component: extracellular region. The record is from RefSeq and is a predicted model, not a curated record.